This is a messenger RNA of Hippopotamus amphibius kiboko, 1775 nucleotides long. RefSeq names its product progestin and adipoQ receptor family member 9 (gene PAQR9). Gene Ontology annotation, molecular function: signaling receptor activity. Bases 319 to 1452 code for a protein of 377 amino acids. Gene Ontology annotation, cellular component: membrane. The transcript has a single exon. The record is from RefSeq and is a predicted model, not a curated record. Lineage: Eukaryota; Metazoa; Chordata; Mammalia; Artiodactyla; Hippopotamidae.
GCAGCAGCGCCGCCGCCGCCGCCGCUGCCGCAGCGCGGGCGGCCACGAGCCGGGAGCAGGGAGCCUGGCAAAGGGGCCGCCGAGCCCCGCGCGCUCCUGCCCGUCGCUACGCGGCUUCGAAAUCGAUGAUUAUUUUUCCUUAUUUAUUUAUUUAUUUUUUAGGAACGGUGGCUCCGAGGCUCGGGUCUCCCCCUGAACCUGCAGCGACGCCCCCGGCGCGUGCACAAAGGCUCCGACGGCGGCCGGCGGGGACCGGCGAGCGCGCCGGAGCCGGCGCCAGAGGUCGCCUGUGCGCGCCCUAGCCAAGCCCCGGGCACCAUGCCGCGGCGCCUGCUGCUCCGGAGCGCGGGCACAAAGGGCCCGCCUGGCACGACCACGGCGGCUCCGGAGGCCGCCUCGCGCCCCCACCCCUCGGCCUCCGGGGACCCGCAGGCAUCCGCCAAGCCGCUGCUGCGCUGGGACGAGGUGCCCGACGACUUCGUGGAGUGCUUCAUCCUGUCGGGCUACCGGCGGCUGCCCUGCACGGCGCAGGAGUGCCUCGCCUCGGUGCUGAAGCCCACCAACGAGACGCUCAACUUCUGGACGCACUUCAUCCCGCUGCUGCUGUUCCUGAGCAAGUUCUGCCGCCUGUUCUUCCUGAGCGGCCGCGACGUGCCCUUCCACCAUCCGUGGCUGCUGCCGCUGUGGUGCUACGCUUCGGGCGUGCUGCUGACCUUCGCCAUGAGCUGCACCGCGCACGUGUUCAGCUGCCUGUCGCUGCGCCUGCGCGCCGCCUUCUUCUACCUGGACUACGCAUCCAUCAGCUACUACGGCUUCGGCAGCACGGUGGCCUACUACUACUACCUGCUGCCCGGCCUGAGCUUGUUGGACGCCAGGGUGAUGACCCCGUACGUGCAGCAGCGCUUGGGCUGGCACGUGGACUGCACGGGCCUCAUCGCCGCCUACCGCGCGCUCGUGCUGCCCGUGGCCUUCGUGCUGGCCGUGGCCUGCACGGUGGCCUGCUGCAAGAGCCGCACCGACUGGUGCUCUUACCCGUUCGCGCUGCGCACCUUCGUCUUCGUCAUGCCGCUGAGCAUGGCCUGCCCCAUCAUGCUGGAGAGCUGGCUCUUUGAUCUACGCGGCGAGAACCCCACGCUCUUCGUGCACUUCUACCGCCGCUACUUCUGGCUGGUGGUGGCCGCCUUCUUCAACGUGAGCAAGAUCCCCGAGCGCAUCCAGCCGGGCCUCUUUGACAUCAUCGGCCACAGCCACCAGCUCUUCCACAUCUUCACUUUCCUCAGCAUCUACGAUCAGGUAUACUACGUGGAGGAGGGCCUGCGCCAGUUCCUCAAGGCGCCGCUGGACGCGCCCACCUUCUCGGGCACGGUGGGCUACAUGCUGUUGCUGGUCGUCUGCCUGGGGCUGGUCAUUAAGAAGUUCCUCAGCCACACCGAAUUCUGCAGUAAAAAGUGAGCCUCCCCGCUGGAGGAGGCUGCAGGCUCGCCCACCUGUUUGUUUGGAGUUGCUGUUGUUGCUGUUGUCGGUUUGUUUUCAAGUUUUGUUGUGUUUCCUUCUUUGCUCGAGGAGGGUGCUGCAAAACCACAGGGAAAAAGUUCAGUGCGACAGGGGGGUCUCAGUGCACUUGGGGCUUUGGAAGAGGGGGGUGGGGCAAGCAGGAGGGAGAGGGCCGCUGGUUCUUGCCCCCUGGAAAAAAUUCAAGUGGUGUCUGUGACAUCCAGGGAUUCUUCUAAGGCAGCGAAUAAAACCCAGAUAAAACCCCAAACAGUUCGAUUUUC